Cutaneotrichosporon cavernicola is the source of this 2175-nucleotide messenger RNA. RefSeq lists its product as uncharacterized. The transcript is spliced from 6 exons. NCBI's taxonomy places the organism in Eukaryota, Fungi, Basidiomycota, Tremellomycetes, Trichosporonales, Trichosporonaceae. Gene Ontology annotation, molecular function: ergosterol O-acyltransferase activity. Bases 1 to 2175 code for a protein of 724 amino acids. The record is from RefSeq and is a predicted model, not a curated record. Gene Ontology annotation, biological process: ergosterol metabolic process. Gene Ontology annotation, cellular component: endoplasmic reticulum membrane.
AUGGUCGCUACUCGUGCUUCCAAACUGGCCCGCGCGUCCGAGCCCGGGACCGGGGCGACGCAAACCACUAUUCCAACCCCACCAACAUCAACAGCAGAUCUCCACCUUGAUAACCCAUCACCCGUCACAUUGUCCUCAUUAGACCCCUCUCCGCAUCCAUCUCAAAUAUCCCAACAUUCUUUGCCUCGGAAUCACCUCUCCUCGACCCCAGACGGCGCGUCUACCCCACACUCGCUCCUUACACGGCCAUCCUCUUCACUUUCUAACUUGGGAUCCCAUCCCCUCUCUAAGCAAGUCCAACUCGAGCACGACGACGCAGACUUCAACCUCAACCUUGACGCUCAGCUUCAAGAGGAGCUCGACAAACAAGACUCUCCCCGAUCAUCCUCUCACCUUUCCCUUUCCACCAACAUGGGCGCCGUACUGUCUAGCGCACCAUGCGAGGACGCCGUUAUUGCGACGCCAAGUGGUACUGUCCUCGUCCGUCCUUACGUUUCCGCGGGCAAGGAGAUCAAGGCCCUGCUCCAGUUUAAGCCGCGCUACUCGUCGUUUGACCGCGAGAACAACAAGUCCCAGUCUGACCAGUUCCGCGGCUUCUUCACCCUCUUCUGGAUAGCCCUUGCACUCCUCUUCCUGCGCACAUGCAUCGAGUCAUGGGAGACCAACCGCACUCUCCUCUCGCCAAACUUUGCGCAACUCAUCACGGCGGAUGGUGUCGCGCUCGCAUUCGCCGACUUCAUUAUGGUCACGUCCAUGCUCCUCUGUGUGCCGUUCGUCAAGUGUCUCCAGAAGGGUUACUUCAAGUACAACUGGACAGCUCUCAUCUUCCAGCAUGUGUUCCAGACGACCUUUCUAGGCGUCGCCAUCGCCUGGGGCUAUGCGCGAAAUUGGUACUGGGUUCAAGCAGGCUUCCUCGUCCUUCACGCCCUGUCGAGCAUGAUGAAGAUGCACUCGUACAUGUCGCACAACGGCAUGCUCGCCAACGUGAACGCACGCCUCAUCGAGGAGAAGCGCACGUUACACGAAUACCUCAACUCGUUGCCUGGAGGCCACGAGGCCGCGCUCGCGGAGGCGGCCGAGCGCAAAGGCGAGCUCGAGGCGCGCGAGGCGUCUGCGCCACGCAUCAGCGAGCCCGCGACGCCCGCCCCAACGCCUACACCGCCUCAAAUCAGAGUCCCGAAUGACAACGGGGCAGUCUUAUCGGAGACCUCUGCGCGCCUCGGCCUGAACGGUAAUGCGAAGAAGAAGAAUGGCGAGGUGCGCCGCCGGAUACGCUCAUCGAAGCCUGCGACGGAUGCGCUCCCCGCGCCCCAGUCUGGCCUGCCGCGCGGUACUUCGCUCGAACCCGCACAUACCACCAGCCCGCACGCGAAGCGCGCGCCGACACUCCUCGCGUGGAGUUCGGACCCGAAAAUCGCCCUCCUGGCGCGCAAUAUCGAUGCCAUGAGCGACGAGCUGUGUUCGAACGGCGAACGUGGCCUCGUCUGGCCCCAGAACGUCACCUACAAGCACUUUAUCGAGUUCAUGUUCUUUCCCACGCUCGUGUAUCAGCUUGAGUAUCCGCGCACAAGCACCAGGCGCCCGCUCUUCAUCCUCGAGAAGGUGUUUGCGACGUUCGGCACCUUCAGCCUUAUCUACACCGUCACAGAACACUACAUCAUGCCAUACAGCCCAAAGCCGGGGGACAACCUCAUCCAGACCUUCGCCCAGCUUGCGAUCCCGAUGAUCGUUAAUUUCCUCCUCAUCUUUUACAUCAUCUUCGAGUGCGUGUGCACGGGGUUCGCCGAGAUCUCGUACUUUGCCGACCGCGAGUUCUACCAGGACUGGUGGAACUCUACGUCGUGGGACGAAUUCUCGCGCAAGUGGAACAAGCCUGUACACACCUUCCUCCUUCGCCACGUCUACGCGUCCAGUCGCUCAGGUCUCCGCCUCGGUCGCUGGAGCGCGACGUUCUUCACCUUCCUCCUCUCGGCGCUGUGUCACGAGCUCGUCAUGGCCGUCGUCAGCAAGAAGAUCAGGCCGUACCUCUUCCUCAUGCAGAUGAUACAGCUUCCCAUGAUUAUGAUCGGUCGCCUACCUGCGGUCAAGCGCAACCGCACUCUCGGCAACAUUAUUUUCUGGGCCGGCCUGAUGUUGGGAUUCCCUCUGCUAGAGAUUUGUUAUCUUCGCUUCUAG